This is a messenger RNA of Penicillium salamii, 315 nucleotides long. Lineage: Eukaryota; Fungi; Ascomycota; Eurotiomycetes; Eurotiales; Aspergillaceae. The record is from the annotation of a GenBank genome assembly.
AUGAUAUACCAAACCUAUACGACUUCACGCUCACAACCAGCUCGAGUUCCCCCCGAAACCCUCGAAACCAUGGGUCGGACUGUUGAUCAAGAGGUGCAUGCCGCCUUCGUUGAGUUUCGAGCAAAGGAGGAUGACAAAGUACGAGAAGACGCCUUUUCCAAACCCUCGUACACGUGUGUUAUGGUGCUAAUACAGGAAACGCGUAUUUCAGUGCCUUUCAGUUCAAUGUAUUUACUGCCAGCAAAUCCGCGCGAAGAAUACGUCGCGACAAAAACAACAUCUUCUCGAAUGUCCUGGCUUGCGCGGCCAUCCUAA